CGAAUGCUAUCGGGCUAAUUACACAGGGAGGUAUCGCUGAGCGCUGCUUCAGUCUAGUUACCUCCUACAGGAGGAAGGCGGCUAUUUCUACAAGUGAUUUACCCCCCUCCGCUGGGCAUUGGGGUUGGGACGCACUAUUGUAAUAUUCCAUUGCGCGUAGGGCGCUGUUGGUCCGCUCCGGUGUCUCCUCCUCACUAUGCAAAGUGCCCGGACUGGCCGCUGCCAGCGCUUGUACGAACUAUGUGCUCAGUGAGAGAGAGCAGCCAGCCAGCAGGGGACCCUCCGUGUAAGCCUCUCGGCACUGUCUGACACCCGGGCUGCAAACUUGCCUGUACCGCCUGUACUCUCCCAGCCCUGCCUGCCUGCCUCUGGGUGUGUGGGGGGAGCCUGUCCGACCGCAGGUGGAACUCUGGGCGCCAUAGAGUGGAAGUCAGACACAUCGCAGUGACUGCUGGAGGGACGAGUGAACUUACCGGCAACUGACAUAAGCGCAUUAUUUACAAGAGGGAACUGAGUUCUAAUGCAUGAGAGCACCCUAUCUGCAUGUACGGAUCAUUGUCCCUUCCGGCAUCCAGCUAACUUUCUAACUACCAGACGUCUUCAUCUGCAUUACAUUUAGACUUGGGCACUAAAUAAGCUGCAGAAUGGGGAAACAGAACAGCAAGCUACGGCCUGAGGUGCUGCAGGAUCUCCGGGAAAACACAGAGUUCACAGACCACGAACUGCAGGAAUGGUACAAAGGGUUCCUGAAGGAUUGUCCCACCGGGCACUUAACCGUCGAAGAAUUUAAAAAGAUCUAUGCCAACUUCUUCCCGUACGGAGAUGCCUCGAAGUUUGCAGAGCACGUGUUCCGUACGUUCGACACUAACGGGGAUGGGACAAUAGACUUCCGGGAAUUCAUCAUCGCCCUUAGUGUCACCUCCAGGGGGAAGCUGGAGCAGAAGCUGAAAUGGGCGUUUAGCAUGUACGACCUCGACGGCAACGGCUACAUCAGCCGCGGGGAGAUGCUGGAAAUUGUGCAGGCAAUAUACAAGAUGGUCUCAUCAGUGAUGAAAAUGCCAGAAGAUGAAUCCACUCCAGAGAAAAGAACAGACAAAAUAUUUAAGCAAAUGGACACAAAUAAUGAUGCUCUUUCAUACUACGUAACUGGACUAAAGUGCAUUAAGGAGGAUUAUGGGAAGAAGAACAAUGGCAGAGACAAGGGAUGGCAGAAUCUGCAGAGAGUAAACUUUCCCUUGAAGAAUUUAUUAAAGGUGCCAAGAGCGACCCUUCGAUUGUACGAUUGCUACAGUGUGAUCCAAGCAGUACCAGCCAGUUCUAACCCACCCCCAGCCAUACGGACUAUUGCUACAGGCCAAGUGGCUUGUCAUUCAAGCUUUGCUUGCAAGUGGAUGCCUUCUCCAUCGUCCCUCUACUUGUAGUGGAGACCAACCCCCCCGUCGCCAGAUUGUUUUCUCUGUAUUAGAAAGGAAACAGCCUUUCCCCUCUCUCUAUUACUCCGGUAGCCGGCGUUCCUUCUCUCGCAUCCCGUCCCACUCAGACCUAUGUUUACAUGCAGAUACAAAGGACUUGUACCCCUGCCCUGGAUUCUCUACACGUGGAAUAUGGCGGAGGUGCCACCACACUACGUUGAACUCUGAAUAUAAUAAGCAGAUCGUGAUUUUCGCUUUGUAACAAAAAUUAACCAAUCUAAGUGAUAUGGACUCAAUUUUGAAAGCACAAGAGUAUAACGUUUUGGAUUUUUUGCUUCUUUUUUGAAGCAAAUUGCUUCAAAGUUCUUUAAUAAUAAAUGUCUUAUAUAUAUAGAAAUAGAUAUAUCUAUACAUAUUUGUUUAUUGUAUAUUUCUCCUGUGAAUAUGUGCUCGUUUUGUUCAUGCUUAAACUCUUCAAUGCCACAGGGCUUAUGGGGUAAUGUAAUCAAAGUCAGAAAGUUUGCCCUUGGUCUAGUAACCCGUAGCAACCAGUCAGCUGCUUGCCUUCAAACAGUUAACUUGUGAAUGCUACGUGCUGAUUAGUUGCUUCGGGUUUCUAGAUAUGGAGUAAACUUUGUCACUUUUAUUGCCUCCAAGGAUUUCUUUAGGUGUUUUUAAGUGAUUAAAGGGGAACUUCACCUAAAAAUAAAGGUUUAUUAUUUUAAAUGAU
Molecule: messenger RNA, 2142 nt
Organism: Xenopus tropicalis (tropical clawed frog)
Lineage: Eukaryota; Metazoa; Chordata; Amphibia; Anura; Pipidae
Gene: hpcal1
Product: hippocalcin-like 1
Exons: 7
Coding region: 645-1421 (258 amino acids)
Molecular function (GO): calcium ion binding
Source: RefSeq, a predicted model, not a curated record